GUUAAUUUCUUUUAUGUACUAUGUCAUUUAGGUGUGUUUAUAUAGUAAAUAAAAACUACAAAAACAUCCUAUGUGCAUUUUUACAUGGUGCAAAGUGAAAUUCACAAUAGUGGCAGCUUUAUUUUACCAAACAUGUCAAAUGUUUCGCAAACAAACGGUUCCCCAAACAAACUUGUACGCUCUUUCACUUUGCCGAGGAAUCCCUUUGGCAGUGUACGAGUCAUAAAAAGAAAGUUGAAUGCAAAUAAUGGUCAAAAUGAGCAAAAUAACACCGAAAAUACAGAUAAUAACAAGUUUGAUGACAAUGAUAGGGCAGGAAGAAAAGUGUUCAGACGACCUUCAUGGAAGAAAUUUAUCAACAAGAUCGCUCAGCACAUGAAUUCAGUAGGAGUUCCAAGGAUAAAACAUAAUGCUAUGGAUAGAGUUCCACCACUUGAAAGUUACACAUGGCCUCCAGAUCAAACACCAGGAGUAACUGGACUUCGGAACCAUGGCAAUACGUGCUUUAUGAAUGCUGUUAUUCAAUGCUUGAGUCAUACUGAUAUUUUGGCAGAAUAUUUUGUUCUAGACCAAUAUAAGAUCGAUUUGAGUCGAAGGAACAAAAUUAAUUCAAAGAAAAAUGGUACAAAAGGGGAACUUACAGAGCAACUGGCUUUAAUGCUUAAAGCAUUAUGGGCAUGCAAAGAUAGUCCUGAGUUAACUACAAGAUUUAAGACUGUUGUUGAACGUCAUGGAUCACAAUUCAGAGGUUCAGCUCAACAUGAUGCUCAAGAAUUUUUAAUUUGGUUGUUAGACAAAGUCCAUGAAGAUUUAAAUGUAGCUACCAAAAGAAAAUAUAAAGUAAUAAAGAAUUCACAAGGCAGGCCUGAUGAAGUUGUUGCAGCAGAAACGCUUGCAAAUCAUGUACGCUGUAACAGCUCUUUUGUGCAAGCCGUAUUUCAAGCUCAAUUUCGAUCCUCAUUAACUUGCCCAAAAUGUCAUAGACAGAGCAAUACAUUUGAUCCAUUCCAGUGCAUAAGCGUCCAAUUACCACAAAUACAAUUGCAACAUAUUGUUAUUACAGUGUUAUAUAAUUCUCAACAACCAAGGCAAGUUAGAUUAGGUGUUAGUAUACCCUUAGGAUCAUCCAUAGCAGCAUUGAGGGAAAUAUUACAAGAAGACACAGGAAUUCCGAUUUCUAGAUUGUUGUUAAUUGAAAUUGGAAAACAAGGUUUUACCAGAACUUUUUGUGAUUCUCAACCUGCCUCAUUGUUGUGUGUUGAUGAUCCAAUUUAUUGCAUAGAAGCCCCCUUAUUAGAUAGUAUUAGCGAUACAACAGAAAACAGUGCAACUAGUUUACAAAAUAACGGUGUAAUUUCUAUUAAUGAGACUGAUUUAUUACCAAGCAUAGAUGGAGGACCUUAUUUAUUACUAUGUUGGGUUAAUAUUUUGGUGCAUGAAAAUGGGGAAGAAGAUAAAUUUGGGUCACCAUAUGUAAUGCAAGUACCCAGAGACGUUGGAUAUUGUGAUUUACAAAAAUUAAUAUUGAAAGAAAUGGCACUCAUGGUGCAUGAUGAUGUUUUAGAACGUACACAGAAUUUAGGUGUUUUCAGGCCAAGACUUGCAGACCACUUUCAUGAUCAAGAUUGUCCAGUAUAUUUAGAUAUGGAGGUUGAACAUCCACUAUUCACUGAAACUAUUGAUAUGUGCUUAUCUGUUUAUCCACCUGAUGCCGGACCUCCACAUGUAAAGCUUCAGUUAGAAUGGUCUAUGAAAGAAUAUGAAGAAAUUAUUCAACAUCCAGGGGAUGUUUUAGAAGAUCAUUUUAGUGUGUCUGAAGUGCUGUCCAAAAGUGAAAAUGCAAAUCCUCUAACUUUAGAGCAGUGCUUAGAACAUUAUACCAGAGCAGAGACUCUCUCUGAUGAAGAUGCCUGGAGGUGUCCACAUUGUCAAAAGUAUAUGCCGGUUGUUAAGACUUUGGGCUUGUGGUCAUUACCUGAUAUACUAGUAAUACAUUUUAAGAGGUUCAGGCAGCAACAAAUUAAGGGCAAUAGAAGUACAAAAUUGUCUACCAUGGUUUAUUUCCCAUUGUGUGAUUUUGAUAUGACUCCUCAUCUAUCGAGGCCUGAAAAUUCUACCUCCAAAAAGAACUACUCACCUCACAACGGCCAAUCCUGGUCUCCUUGGAAAAGACCUUUAGUAGAAAAUCCAGUAAAUGAAAAUUUAUAUGAUUUAUAUGCUGUCUGUUACCAUCAAGGCAAUGAUUUAGAAACUGGUCAUUACACAGCGGCUUGUAAAAAUCCAUUUGAUUUGCAAUGGUAUAUGUUUGAUGAUGUAAAAGUUACUAAAAUUGAGAAUAAUGUGGAAGAUGCUUUAUUAAAUAAUAAGGCUUACAUUUUAUUCUAUCAAAGAAAACAAGGGAGCUCAGAAAUUCCAUCUGCUUCUAGUAGUAUAUCAGGUGACCAUUGGGUAUCCAGAAUGGCACCAUUUUUAAAGCCAAUGAUGAAUGACUCAGAUAAACAUGUUGAAGAAGAAACUAAUAACUCAAAUUUAAUGCCAAAAAGCCAAAGUUUGGUAGAGAAUAUACAAGAAGUUGUUGAAGACAGAGUCGACAUCAGGAAUUCUUUAUCACUGAAUGAUAAUUAUAUAUCUGACAUUUGUUGCAGCGAGUCCAUUGAAAAUCUAAGUUGUUCUAAAUCAAAUGAGCAUGUCAAUAAAUCUAUGAAAAGUCCUGAUAAACAAAAUGAAGACAAAGCAAAAUUUAAUUCUGAAAAUGAGCUUGAAGUUGUAAAAAAUAAAAACGUGAUCAUGAUAAAAGCAGAUUCAAAUGAACUAAGAAGAAAUACUUUUGAUUGCAGUAUGAAUAAAGACAUUCAUAUCAACCCAAAAAUGUGUGUCGGCUCUAGUACUGACAAUAGUAAACUGAUAAUGAGAAGCGAAUCGAAAGUUAACUCGAUUACAGAUGCUCAGGUUGUGGAAUUGCUUUCAAAAUGCAGCGCCAUACAAAGUGUUAAUAAAACCAUGAACAUUGAAAGCCUGCGAGAUUCUAUGAAUAUUGAUAGAGCAUUACAUAGUUCAACAAGAUUGCAACAUAUUGAAAAUGAGCCUCAGAGAGCAUUAGUGAAUUGAGUCUGGGCUUAUAUCGUGUGUGGAUAUUUUUAUUUAUUUUUGCUGUGGUUUUUUAAUUUUCCAAUAGAUACUUUAAUAUAUGAUAUAUUUUA
This is a messenger RNA of Ctenocephalides felis (cat flea), 3200 nucleotides long. RefSeq names its product ubiquitin carboxyl-terminal hydrolase 43 (gene Usp15-31). The record is from RefSeq and is a predicted model, not a curated record. Gene Ontology annotation, biological process: protein deubiquitination. The coding region runs from base 85 to 3108 and encodes 1007 amino acids. Lineage: Eukaryota; Metazoa; Arthropoda; Insecta; Siphonaptera; Pulicidae. Gene Ontology annotation, molecular function: cysteine-type deubiquitinase activity. The transcript is spliced from 11 exons.